Trametes versicolor FP-101664 SS1 is the source of this 784-nucleotide messenger RNA. RefSeq lists its product as uncharacterized. Lineage: Eukaryota; Fungi; Basidiomycota; Agaricomycetes; Polyporales; Polyporaceae. Bases 130 to 543 code for a protein of 137 amino acids. The transcript is spliced from 3 exons. The record is from RefSeq and is a predicted model, not a curated record.
CCGGACAGAACGUCCCUUCUGCAUGCCGUACGGAGCAUUCCGAGGAACGCUACGCCCGUCGGAUUUGAUGUCGCUUGGGCAUCUCGGACGGCCUCGGCAGUCUGCGUGGGUCAUCCCUACACUGUUCGCAUGUGUAUGAGUCUUGAUUAUCAGGGCUGCUAUUCCGCGCCGGAACGACUGCUGUCACUUUGUGCAGCCAUGCAAUGGAAUGCAUCCUGUUUGCAUGCGCCCGCUGACGAAGAAGACAUCUUUGAUACGUCUGUAACAGUGUUAAAUCGAAGCGCGAACCCGCCGACCACUCACGCCGACUCCACAGAGGCACUCCUAUGGCUGAACGAGAAUGCCAUUGGAUGCAACUUUAAACCUCGGUGUGCCCGGUCUGGAGUAUCCGCAACGGCUCUGCUCGUCUCGCAGGCCACUCACGGUGGCGACCAUACGAUCGAGACCAACUGCAGAUGUGCUCAGCAGCUCGACACUCGAGUUUUCAAAGGCCCUGAGCAUUCGCAAGAUCCUCGCGGGGCCAGGGAUCUGGGACGGUCCUAACCUUGAAGGGCAAGCUUCGUUUACGGUCGUGCAGGCACCGCGGUUAGGUACACCAGCAGCGGCAGCGCGAUUCGCGUUUACGAGCAUCGUUCGGGCCUCCACAUAUGCGGUACGUCUCCGUAUUUGAUCUCGACCGCUCGGACUUGGUGUAAUCAUUGUUGCGGCACAUUAGACCUCUUUCGAUCAUUUAGUACGAUGUUUGUGGCUUCCAUAUACUACUAUGUAAUGCAAUAUUGAGGCG